GGUCAAAUCCAAUUGUGGCAGUUCCUGUUGGAGUUACUGAAUGACAAUCAGAACAGUUCUUGCAUUAGUUGGGAAGGAACCAAUGGUGAAUUUCAAUUGCGUGAUCCUGAUGAAGUAGCAAGACGUUGGGGUGAACGUAAAAGCAAGCCCAACAUGAACUACGAUAAAUUAAGUCGUGCGCUUCGUUAUUAUUACGAGAAGAAUAUUAUGACGAAAAUCCAUGGCAAGCGAUACGCAUACAAAUUCGACUUUAAUAGCUUGGUACAACUUAGUCAA
This is a messenger RNA of Trichoplax adhaerens, 276 nucleotides long. Its product is annotated as dna-binding domain Of fli-1. Gene Ontology annotation, biological process: regulation of transcription by RNA polymerase II; cell differentiation. The record is from RefSeq and is a predicted model, not a curated record. The transcript has a single exon. Gene Ontology annotation, cellular component: nucleus. The annotation marks the transcript as partial. Gene Ontology annotation, molecular function: sequence-specific DNA binding; DNA-binding transcription factor activity, RNA polymerase II-specific. NCBI's taxonomy places the organism in Eukaryota, Metazoa, Placozoa, Uniplacotomia, Trichoplacea, Trichoplacidae.